CAUAAAUCCAUCUGUUCCUCUCUGCUCAGACACAAACAGGAAAUCUCUCUGUGAGCAGAAACAAACACUCACCUCUCUGCUCUGACAGAUUUUCAUGUUGUCUUUCAUAAAUCCUCUCCUCCUCGCUGGAGCAGACGCUCAGAGCGAACACCGACACAAACACUGUCAGAGUGUCAGCGAGCCGGGGAAACAGAGUGACAGGGAACAAAGGGAACACCUGGAGCGACAGGUGAGGAUGGCAACCAAGACUCAGGCUCUAUAUGACAUAAUGGUGCUUUUUUUAAACCCUGAUUUCACUCUACAUCAGACAUAUCAGGUGACUUUAUAGUUGUGUUGUUAACCCUGAUAUCAGUGUAUCUGUGUGACUGCAGCAGGGAGCUGUUUGAGGUUACAGAAGUUUAACUAACCCUCUCAGACUUUAAUGAUGCCAGACUUUUACGAUGUCAGACUUUAAUGAUGUUGGACUUUAAUGAUGUCAGGGCUGCAGUGUGAGAGUAUGAGAGAGUCUGUGGCGACUACAGAUGGUAUGAAUAUGAGGGAUGACACCACACAUUAGCAUCAAAUGAAAACAAGGGCGAUCCCAUCAAUUUGUAUCAAUUUGUAAUUAAUUAAACAAGUAAAACAACAAACAAAUAACAGGGAAAGGACACUCUGACAGCUCCCCUGUGCGACUGUAAGACAUGCAGUAGGGAGACGUUUGUGGAUAUCGAAGGUUGCAAGGAUCAGAUGUUGCUGUUUCUGGAUUGCAGAGGCUGCAGAUGUGUCAGGCUGGAGAGGCUGAAGGCUGCAGCUGUUGUAGGAUGCAGGUUGCAAAGUUGUAGAGGUUGUAGAGGUUGCAGAGGAGAAACUUACGGUGGCCGAAAACUGCCACUGCUUCAGAUAAAAAAAGAAUGCAAAAAAAAAAGGAGUCACAUUGGAAGUUUGCAAAAGAUGCAAAAGAAAGAAACCGAAGCCUGCUGCAAAUAAAAAAAGAAAUGUGCAGAUAAAAAAGCCAUAACGGAAGUUCAUGACGCAAAAAAAAGUGGCAAUGGGAAAAAAAAAAAGGGGAAAAAGAUGCAAAAUGAUAUGCUUCUUUGCUCGUCUUCUUAUCGACAUCUUCUAUGCCUGGAUCAUAAAACACCGGUGCAUCAUCAUUAUUGGUCCCCAGCAGCUCACUUCCAUUGUGACUUUUUUAUUUGCAUCCUUUCAUUUUUACAGUAAGUUCUUUUUUUUUUACCAUCGCCACUUUUUUUGCGUUGUUAACUUCUGUUGUGGCUUUUUUUAUCUGCACCGUUUCUUUUUUUUUUGCAUCAGUAACGUCCGUUGUGGUUUCUUUUUUUUUGCAUUCUUUUUUGUUUGCAGCAGUGGCGGUUCUCAGGCACCGUAGAAAUCAUUCCAAAAUACAGGAGAAAACAGAGCGUCUCCAGCCUGUAUAUGAAGCUGCUGCAGGAGGAUAUUUUUCUUCCAGGAUGCACCAGUGCUGGAGUAUGUUUUCAGCCUGAUAACCAGCCGCCCUCUUGCUCUGACAACACCCUCACACUCUGCUGCUGAGACGUCUCUGUUAUGAACUGACCGUCAGAUAAACACAGCCCCCGUCUCCUCUCAGCUUCUCUUGAGCUGGAGAUCAGUCUGGGUCAGAGGUAGGGGUAGGGGAGAGAUCCCUCAGCCUGCAGGCAUCUGUCAGAGAGGUGAAGCUCUGAUUGGUCAGAUGUGACGUCAUCACAAAACAUUAUGAAACUUAUUUUAACCCUCAGUGAACCUGAAAUACUCUUAACAUGCUGUGAGUUUCAUGAAGUCCGAGCGUCUUUGCUUAGUUUUAAAGAACCAAAGAUAUUGAUGAGGGAAUAAAACAGUAAUGGACACAUUCAUUAACUCUUAAUUUGCGUUAAAGAUCCAUUUAUCACCAGAGUUUGUGUCAUAUAAGUCAGAGAGUUCAUGUUUUAACUGUGCAGCUCAGUGAGCUCCCUCUCUUUAAAUCAAUUACAGUGCACUGUUUUCUCCUCCCAGCAUGCUUUGCCGCUGUGACCUUGCAGAAACAGAGACGAGACGCAGCACUAAUCAGCGAGAUGUAAAUCAGCGGGAGCGAACAGAUCACUGACCGCUGAAAAAAUGUCCUGUUAGAGGACAGGAAGUCAGAGUCUGCGGAUACGAAAGCCCACUGAGACACAGACACACACACACACACACACACACACACACACACACACACACUCAGAGGGUAAAAAUGUAUAGCAGUUGCGGUGCUUUCAGGUCUCUUUAACACUCAGAGCUCAGCAGUCUGUCCUCUUAUUCGGUUUAAUCAGAAUAAUAGAAACAAAAGACGAAACAAAGUGUGAAAUUAAACCCAAAGCCUGAAAAAGGAGGGAGCUACAAGGACGGCCGAAGAGGUUACGAAGUUAGGGAGACGCUCAGUGCUGGACUCUGCAGGCCUCAGAGCUCAUUAUUGUCUUCAGAGAUAAUCCUCCACCACAGAGACUGACUUCUUGAGGGAGUCCAGCUCAUGUCCUUCAGUGUUACACAGACUCCUGUUCUGGGAGCAGCUUAUUAACCUGAGCAGAAACUGGACACUUCAAACUUGGAUCUGGAGGCUGAAUCUGUUCAAACAGAGAAUCAAAGCUCUGCUGUUUACACCCCCUGUUACUCUCUGAUUGAGGGUUGAGACCAGAAGGAAUCAGAAUUAAAGAAGCUCCUUAUUAUUCCCCUCCUGAGGGGAUUGGACUGUAAAAGCCUCCUGCAGCAGAGCGCGCCGAGAUGAGCUGUUUGAUAGUUUCUCUCUCUUUAUAUGAACAAAGUGACUCUUUGAGUUUCUUCAGCGUCUAAACGGAUUAAACCGCAGGUUCAUUAAAGCUGCUUUGUGCUCCGAACAGGACAGUCGUGUUCGCUGACUUUAAAUCACUUUCCCUUACUUUUCGCUCUUUAGCUGAAACAUUUCUGAUUAAGCUGUGGGCUCUCACUCCUCCUGCGCUCCGUUAAUCAACCAUGUAAUGACUUUAAAUUGGAUAAAUCACUCAGACCAACCCUGUUAGAGAGCCCAGCUGGCUCUGUUUAAAGCAGCCCAAGAGGAGGAGGAUGGACGAGGAAGAUGGAGAGGUUCAAGCAUCCUGAAUCUCUCCUCUGUGUCUCAUUUAUUUAAUUUAACUGAGCCUCCAAUAAGAGAGAAAGAAAAACCAUCAAUCUGAGGAUGAAGCUGAUUAAACAUUCAGAGCUCAAAGUUAAGUUUUUGAAGACCCACUCUGAUGAAAAUCAUGUUUUUCUCUGGCAUUUUUCUGAUGCUACAGGACAUAUCAUGAGAAAACUAAAUGCGAAAUUUCUUUUCUGAGUAUUUCUUCAUUCAAAUUGCUGUGAAUCUUCGGCAGAUCCAAAACGGCAACAGUGAGAUGUCAUACGUAACUAAUCCAAGCUCCGUCCCUGGAGCCCCGCCAUGCAGGCCACGCUCUGCAUAUAGAGGAGAAAUACACGGGACGAUCCCGGAUAGCAAGGCUCGUAAAAAAGUGAAUUAUGAUAUUAGCUUUCGUCGUGUCCCUAAAGACAUUAGUGUCCAAGAGUUGAAUAGCUCCUAUGUUACCUGCCACUUCUACCACAUUGACAAUGUUAGGUUGCAAGCUAACGUGACGAGGAGUGUGCAGAGCAGCGCUGUUUCCGCCCACGACUCAGAGGUGAAUUGCUAAUGAGCAACUGGAGCUCUGCAGAAGAAAAGCCUUUGAAAACGACACAGGUAAAGCGACUUUUGGUAAAAACUUCCUAAUAACAAUUUAAAGAGGACUGAGAACACUUAGUUGUAAAAAAAUACAAUCGGAGUGGGACUCUAAAUAAAGUUUACUCAUUUUUUUGCAGCUUUAAUGUUUUCCUUGCGGUCUUGCGUUCAAUAAGUAGAUUUUGGGGAUUUAUUUUCAUCACAUUUUAGUGAAAAAGACCCAAAAAAGUCAGGUGAUAUUGUACAAAGAGGAAUGUUCACUACUUCAGGGGUUAAGGUGACGGAUAAGUCAAACUGAGCCUGAAUACACCGUGUUUUUUUUUCAGAGGACAAACUGUUUUAACAGGAUUUGGUUUGCAGACAGGAACAGGAUUGAGAAACUUUAAAAUCACAGUUCUCCUCUCUUUUUAAAAUGGAGUCCAAAUCAUGUUGAGAUGAUAAUAUGAAUAUGUGCCAUCAUCAUCAUCAGCUAAAGUCAGACCAGGUUUGACGCUGCAGAAAGACGAGUAUUCAGACAGCAGAUCAGAGAGUCUCUGAGGCUGAGACAGUCAAACCGUCCUGAGGGACAGACUAAGAGCUUCUUUCUGCUUCAGCUGCUCUCAGCUGAAAACAUCAGAGCAGCAGAUCUAUUAUUUACUCUAUUCACCAUCACUUACAUAGAACAACCUGAGCAAACCGAGCGCAGUGUUAGUUCAGGCAGGCCAUGGAGAAUAUCAGCUGCUCUGAACUCUGACUGCUCAGCUCUUCUGUCAUCCAAUCAUCAAAUGUGAAAAUGUUUAUACUCAGCCUGCCUUCACUUCCUACUCACUCUGCAAACCUCUUUGCUGCUGCUCUCCACAGCUCCUCCUUUAAUGCAGUAACAGGAACGGCUCCACUGCAGAAUGGCAGCGAUUUUCGCCAUCCGCCAAUUCCUACUGGAUACGUUUGUGAGGCAAAUUUUGUGGCGGAUUUCGGACAGCAGGAAUCGCGAGAACUCACAAGUACUCGCGGAUUCACGUGCAAUCGUGGGAUACCGAGUUGUCUCUAUAAAGACAGCAACAUAACCAUAUAAGCAGUAGAUUGUGUCCUUCUAGAGGAAGAAAUCCAUGUCUUGACUUCCAGCAUCAGCAUCAACGGGGUGAAAUGAAGUCUGAAAACCUUUGACUUGUUUGUCCCCAUCCACAUUUGCAUGGUGUGAUAUCUAUACAAUCCCCCAAAAACAUGUAGUAUUUUAUUUUGAAAAGAAGCCAAAUGUUUUAUUUUGUGUCUGUUCCCAACUCUCUUUCCAGCAUGAGCUAAUCUGUGCGAAAUUUAUGCGGCAUGCUGCGGCGUCUGGAAAAAACAGAACUCUGGCGAUCGGCUUCGGUGCCCGCUGAACCGCAGCCGAUUGGAAAGAAGCCAGUGGAAAUUGACACAUUAACUUGAAUGGAAAUAAUCAGCUGUGAUCGGCGCCACCAUUCCACAGCGGAGCCGUUGCGGAAGUGGUGGAAAUUGGGGGUGAUAGAUAGUGACUGAUGCCUGCUCUGCUCUGUACCCCAGGGUCUUUGCUGGUACUCUCCCCGCCUCAGGGUUUAGCAGACCACAUUAACACGUGGAAGAACAGGAAGCUCUUAGCAAGUAUCAUAAUCCUCUGACUGACAAUCAGGAACUUUUUCAUCAUGCUCGUACUGUUUUGACGAUGAGGAUAGAGUUGUAAAUUCACCCUUAUGGGGCGUUCACACCAAGCGCAAGUAAAAUCAUUUACUUGCUUAAUUCACACAAAUCUAGACGCGUCAAUAAAUAGUAUUUACUCGCUUCAUUCACCCAUCAACAGUAAUUUCAAAGGUAAUCCCUGCCAAUUCAACCAGCUGGAUCAAGUGAUAGUCAAAGGUUUUUUACAAUCUGACCUCUUCACUCACUUGCCUCCAGGCAAGCUUCUUUUUAUUCCGGUUUCGGUAAUUGUAAGAAAAGGUAACAUAUAAUUCGGGGCACCCUCACACAGACUCGAUCAGUUUGUCCUUUCUCAUUGUCACUCUUCGUGCUGAGUAGUUAUACGACGCGAAUAUCUGCCAAAUCUUCGCCCAAUUAGCGCCGCCAGAGUCAUAGGACCAAUGCUCUCCGGCUGAGGAUGGUCCCAGUUUUUCCAGCGAGCUGACAGAGUGUAAAAUAAAGAAGUGUCUGCUGGAAGUGUGUGUGUGUGUGCAGAGAGCAGAUUCAUUCAGAGGAAGAUCUAUGGCCAAUUAAAAAUUUAACACUCGGGUUUUCAGGCUGAACUACCAAACCAGUCAGAGCGUCUUCAUCAAUUAGACACAAGGAUCUUCUUCUAGCUCCCAGCUCCACAUCUGCUGAUACUGAUACACUCCAUAUUGAUCAGACAGAGCUGUUCGGCUGCAGAGGAGUGGAGGAAGGUUUUCUAUCUGUUUGACAGGUCAGCAGAUGGGUUUCUUCAGAGAGGAGGAAGGCUGAGAAUGAGACAGAAGCAGAAGUUGAACAAAGAAGGUAGAAAGUUUGGUGGUAGAAGUAGGAGGAGGAGGAGGAUUCAUGUUUCUGCGUCUAAAAAGUGUAGCAGAACAAAGCUCAUUUUACAAUAAAUGAUAUUUAAAAACAAACCAAACUGUGACUGAUUCAGGCUUUGGCUGAAAUAGUGAUUUUUACUGUGGUUUCCUGUAAAAGAGAGAAAGCUUGAAGUGACGGUCACAUUGAUUUGCACCUUUUUAAGCUGCAGUACGUGCUCUGUUUUAAAGAGUCCAGAGAGAGGCAACAUGAAUAAUUUCUCAAUUUUCUAACAAAUCUACAACAAAAAGGAUUUGUCAGCUUCUUUAGGGGUGUCUGUACUGCACUGCACAAAGAGGGAAAAGUAGAAUAAAUACUAACUUUUACUUCUAUGAAUCCUGAAAACCUGCUGAUGAGUGUUUAAAUCACACAGGGAGUCACAGGGAGGUGAACUCCUAAACUUUACUAUUUCAACAUUACUUCCUCUUUAACAUCAGAGCGUGUUUCUUCGUGCACUUUUUUCUCACCUGCAGUGAGCAGAAACACCUGGAUCUCUCAGUCUGGACUCUGAUCAAAGCUGGACUCACUGUCUGCAUGAACUCUACAGAAACAGACUUUCUGCCUCAGGCUGAAACUUUUAAAUCCACCUUCUCCAUAUCAGCAGGGAGUCUUCACGCACCUCCACCUCCAGAGGCAGACGAGCUAAAGACUCGGUCUCUCAGGUCAUGAGUCUUCGACCCCCCCUGCUGAUCUGAUUACAUGAACAGAAUCUGAAACAAGAAGGUUCAAGUGUUUGGUUUCUAAUUCAGGUCGGAGUUGGACUCAACAGACCUGAGGAUGUCAAUUAUUUCUGAUGCAUUCAGGAAAGUCAGGAAAUUAAAACGCUGAUUGUCUUUAGUGACUCAGCAUCCAGCAGUAGAAUGCUGCGUUCCAGUAACCUCGGCAGUCGGGUGUCAGAGCUGGGAAUGUGGUUACACCCGAGUCGGCAGCGUUCCAGUAAACAAGUCGGAAAAACCAAGAUGGAUGCCUACUGUAAGCCGUUGCUAGCUGUUGUUAACAACUGACAGCCGUCGUUAGCCAUUGUCAGUUGUUGUUAGUUGUAGUCAGUUGUUGUUAGCCAUUGUCAGUUGUUGUUAGCUGUUAGCUGUUGUCAGUUGUUGUUAGCCGUUGUCAGUUGUAAGUGGAUGUCAGUUGUUGUUAGUAAUUGUCAGUUGUUGUUGUAAGCGGAUGUCAGUUGUUGGUUGCCGUUGUCAGUUGUUGUUAGUCAUUGUCAGUUGAUGGAAGCGAGUGUCAGUUGUUGUUAGAUGUUGUCAGUUGUUGUUAGCCAUUGUCAGUUGUUGUUAGUUGUAGUCAGUUGUUGUUAGCUGUUAGCUGUUGUCAGUUGUUGUUAGCCAUUGUCAGUUGUUGUUAGCCAUUGUCAGUUGUUGUAAGCCGUUGUCAGUUGUUGUUAGCCAUUGUCAGUUGUUGUAAGCUGUUGUCAGUUGUUGUUAGCCAUUGUCAGUUGUUGUAAGCCAUUGUCAGUUGUUGUUAGCCGUCGUCAGUUGUUGUUAGCCAAUGUCAGUUGAUGUAAGCAAGUGUCAGUUGUUGUUAGCUGUAGUCAGUUGUUGUUAGCUGUUAGCUGUUGUCAGUUGUUGUUAGCCAUUGUCAGUUGUUGUUUGCCAUUGUCAGUUGUUGUUAGUUGUAGUCAGUUGUUGUUAGCUGUUAGCUGUUGUCAGUUGUUGUUAGCCAUUGUCAGUUGUUGUUUGCCAUUGUCAGUUGUUGUUUGCCGUUGUCAGUUGUUGUUAGCCAUUGUCAGUUGUUGUAAGCUGUUGUCAGUUGUUGUAAGCCAGUGUCAGUUGUUGUAAGCCAGUGUCAGUUGUUGUUAGCCGUCGUCAGUUGUUGUUAGUCAUUGUCAGUUGAUGUUAGCGGAUUUCAGUUGUUGUUAGAUGUUGUCAGCUGUUGUUAGCCGUUGUGAGCUGUUGUUAGUUGUUGUUAGCCGUUGUUAGCUGUUGUUAGCUGUUGUCAGUUGUUGUUAGCCGUUGUCAGUUGUUGUAAGCCAGUGUCAGUUGUUGUUAGCCGUCGUCAGUUGUUGUUAGUCAAUGUCAGUUGAUGUAAGCAAGUGUCAGUUGUUGUUAGCUGUAGUCAGUUGUUGUUAGCUGUUAGCUGUUGUCAGUUGUUGUUAGCCAUUGUCAGUUGUUGUUUGCCAUUGUCAGUUGUUGUUAGUUGUAGUCAGUUGUUGUUAGCUGUUAGCUGUUGUCAGUUGUUGUUAGUCAAUGUCAGUUGAUGUAAGCAAGUGUCAGUUGUUGUUAGCUGUAGUCAGUUGUUGUUAGCUGUUGUCAGUUGUUGUUAGCCAUUGUCAGUUGUUGUUUGCCAUUGUCAGUUGUUGUUAGUUGUAGUCAGUUGUUGUUAGCUGUUAGCUGUUGUCAGUUGUUGUUAGCCAUUGUCAGUUGUUGUUUGCCAUUGUCAGUUGUUGUUUGCCGUUGUCAGUUGUUGUUAGCCAUUGUCAGUUGUUGUAAGCUGUUGUCAGUUGUUGUUUGCCAUUGUCAGUUGUUGUAAGCCAGUGUCAGUUGUUGUUAGCCGUCGUCAGUUGUUGUUAGUCAUUGUCAGUUGAUGUUAGCGGAUUUCAGUUGUUGUUAGAUGUUGUCAGCUGUUGUUAGCCGUUGUGAGCUGUUGUUAGUUGUUGUUAGCCGUUGUUAGCUGUUGUUAGCUGUUGUCAGUUGUUGUUAGCCGUUGUCAGUUGUUGUUGUUAGCCGUUGCCAGUUGUUGUUAGCCGUUGUCAGUUGUUGUUAGUCAUUGUCAGUUGAUGUAAGCAAGUGUCAGUUGUUGUUAGCUGUUGUCAGUUGUUGUUAGCCGUUGUUAGCUGUUGUUAGCCGUUGCCAGUUGUUGUUUGCCGUUGUCAGUUGUUGUUUGCUGCUGUCAGCUGUUGUCAGUUGUUGUUAGCCGUUGUUAGCUGUUGUUAGCCGUUGUUAGCUGUUGUUAGCCGUUGUCAGUUGUUGUUAGCCGUUGUCAGUUGUUGUCACAGUUAGACGUCGGGCAGUAAAACAUUUACCACUCAUUGAAUUUCUCAAAAACAAAACAGAAGUGCUAAUAAAUAAAACAUUACAAGAGCUUUUACUGUUUCUCUUUACUGUUGAUGCACUGAGCUGCCAUCUUGGAUAAUGAUGUUGUCAAGUUGGUGAGGAUCAUCCAACUCUCUGACUUCAGGGCGAUGUUCCAGAUAAAUUGCUGACUCGGAGCUCGGAAAUUCCGACUUCUAAGUACAACUGGAAUGCAGCAUUAUAGCGUGAUGAUGAGCAGCAAUAGUAUGAGGACUACAAACAGAAAGCAGCACCAACCAUAAAUGUUGUAUAGUGUGUUUAUGAGAAGAAACAUAUCUGUUGGUCUCAGGUGUGUCAGGUCUUUUUUUCAUGCGCUGUGAUAUAACAUCAGUCAGUUUCACACCUGCAGAGUCUGAGUCUGUGGACACCUCUCACACCGCUGCAUCAUCCCCAUCUCAGAGACUCAGAAAGCGUUAAAUAUGUAAACUCCUCUCAUCUGUGAGGUGCAGCAGAUUCAUUAUUUAAAGCGAAAACAGAGCUUCUUACAUUCAGACAGAAACGAACACAAACUCUGUGAUGCUCCGAGAUCCUCCAGCUGAGAAAACAAAACUUGAUCAAAUUCAGAGUUUGAUAGAAACAGCAGCAUGUCCUCCGUGAUGUUUGCACAGCUUUGUUCAGUGACAGUGAGUUUGAACAGACCGAGAUUAAUUUUCUCCUCCAUGCUCUCCUGUUAAUCUGAUCAUUCAUCACUGUGAUCCUCUCCACUAUGAAGCUCCUCUUUUUUUUCCCAAAGCUAAAACCUCCACCUGGAUCGUUUGGUGAUGUCUGUGUACCUGGAGGGAACAGCUGCUGUCCCACCUGUCCACCUCACUCUCCUCCAGCCUUCAUCUCUCCAGAUACCGAACACCUGGACAGGUUUGGGGGGAACAGCUGCAGAGGAGUCCUGCUUUAUAAAUCACAUCCCUCUUCAGAGCGAUCUGCCCAGGACUCUGUAUGAAGAAUGUUUUCAGUUUACACCUCCUGCUACAGAUCACAUCACUCUGACCUGACCUUUGACUUCCAGCAGAUUAACCUGUUGCUGUCUAUGGAUAAUCAGUCAGCUGUCAGUUGCCAUACAAUGCUGUUACUGCUCUGUAGGUGAACAUUAAAUCUCACUUCUGUACAGCAUUAGCAAAUCUUGUGCAUUUUGACCACCUAAAUUGACCAAACAAGACAUUUUUUGCACAGUCUUCUUUCUCAUUUAGGUCUUAAGACAAAUGAAUCAUAUAUUGUUAAGCUAGGCCUGUCAUGAAUCAGAGUUAAACAAAAAGGAAAGGGUCCAAAUACAAAACAAUAAUGAACUAAAUAAAAAGCAACAAAAACUUAAUUAUAAUGUCCAACUCAAAAAUCCCAAAAGGCAAAAUCAACAAAAAGACACUUGGAGAAACCACAUGGAGACUCACUUAAGAGACAAGCGUAAACUGAACUCGACAUACAGACACACACCUUGACAAAGACACACAAUGAACCAACAAAGAAGCAGGUGCAGACUAUUACAGAGGAGGGAAAACUAACUGGAACACAGGGAACAAGACUAGAAACACUGGAAAUAAACUACUACAAAAUAAAACAGGAAACACUGAAAACUAAUAAAGAACAAAACACAGAGAACAUGAAGGAAACGUCAGACACAAACUGAAAACUCACAAUACUGGACUACAGGGGAACAGGAACACGAGGGAAAAUACACUGAAAUGACCAAAACCAGGGGAAAACUAAAUACCAGAACACAUUAUCACAAGGUCUGCAUGCUUUGUGCUAAUGUCAACAUGGGACCUUCAUAGCUCUGCUGAGAAGCACUCUUGAAAUGCUGUGUGGACAAAUGUCUUAGCAUGUUGCUGGUGUUUCCACUCUUUCCACACUCACUCUGGUGUUGUCACACAGCCACAGAUGUUUCAAUACAUGAGAUAUGAGAUAUAUGAGAUAUAUAUGAUAUAUGAGAACCUAUUUGCAUAAAAAUUGGCCGGACUUUGGACAAUUUUUGUCCAAAACUGUUUUGGCUCUAAGCUCGUCUACACAUAAAUCUGAACUGCAUACUGCUGGUCAGUAAUGUCUGCAGCACAGAUGGACCCUGCUGCACAUCCUGCAGUUACACAUGUAUAAUGAUUAGACAGUCUGCCUAUCACCACUCACUAGCUGUGUUUACAUGGGCACAAAUAAUCGGAAUAAAUACCAGAUCGGAAUAAAAAAGCGUCAUGUAAACAUGUCGAUUGGAAGAUUCUGAUCCAAUGCGGCUCAAUCGGAAAUGAAUUGUAUUUCGAUCGAGAGGGGUGGUUUAUGUCGAUCAUUAUUCCGAAACACGUCCAUGUAAAUACUUAUUCCGAUCAUGACUCUCUUACCUGACUCAGUCUUCACUCUUUAGCCUUUGGCUUAUUAUUGAGGCCAGUAAAGGAGGUUUCAUUAUUAAAACUCUGGCAUGAAACACAAUCGUAGUGCCGUGUCUGCUCCUCCAGUAAAAUAACAAGGCGUACAUACAGCAUAAUGAUGUCACAUCUGCAUGCCCAGCGCAACCUUUGACAGAACAGUAAAAUAAGUACACAAGAGCGCCAUCUAGUGACAAUAUUUAACACGGGAAAAACUCCUGAAUUGGAUGAAGUGAGCCACUACCGCUUUUGUUGGUUUGUUGACAGCACAGGCGUAAAUACAACUCUUCUUUUUCUGUGGAUGUUUUAGUGAAAUCAGACAACUCUGCACAUGUCCAAAUGCUUCUAAUCUGAAUAAAGCUCGGUGCAUGUGUACACACGUCAUGAUCAGAUAACUUGAUUUUGCACCCAUAUAAACAGUGGAUUCAGAUUAUCUGAUCCUUCAAAUUUUUAAUCGGAUCAAGAAAUGUUGCCCAUGUGCAUUUUAUAUUAUAACUGGAGUGAUAUUGUGGUUUUCAUACCCUAAGGGUGAAGAUCUGAUAUCAGAACAAUCUUACUUCAAACUGGUUUUCGACUCUACUUGAAUAACUUGUCAGGUGUCAGGUAAAGUUCUUCCUCAUAUUUUCCAAUUUUAAGGUUUCAUGUUCAGUAGAUUCAGCUCAGAUUUUAAAGGGAUGUGACGUCGGCACCUGUCUUCAGCCUCAGCUCUUUUAUAUCCAGUCGUGUCUUUUAUUUGGAGCUUUUGUUCUGAGUCCGCUUUGAUCUAAACGGAUCUGCUGCUGUGAGCGAGUGAACGCCGCCUGAUUGAAGGAGUCUCAUCUCACCUGUGUGACAAAAAUAAAAGUCUAGGAUAAUAACCCAGCCUGUGCCUAGACACUUUGAUGUUUCUGCAAGAACACAAAGGUGGAGAGAGCUGCGUGUGAUCACAGAGAGGAGGAAGACUUUUUAAUUAAACUCUGAAACACUGAAGCACAGAGAAGAAGAGGAGGAGGACUCUGCAAGUCUGAAAACUCUGCAUGCUUACGUUUGAGUAUUUCAGACAGCUUCACGGGGCUGCAGGUGGGAGGAGAAUUCUGCAGAGAGACUGCAGCAAACAUGGAGCUGAUCCAGGUAAUUAUUGACCUGCAGAGAGCUGAUGGCAUGCAUGGAUAUACAGCUGGAGCCUCAGAAACUUUCUGAUGAGAGCUGAUUUUUAUGAAGCUCCAACUGUGGCUGUUUCAGAGCUCUUAAGUUUCAUACCAGUAUCCCUCAUUUUUGCCUCUUUUUACUGACUGCUUUAAAGGGAUACUCCGGCGUAAAAUUAAUUUAGGGUCAAACACACCAUAACACCGAGUUAGACACCCCCUCGAGAGAUGAAUGUUGCCGACCGCUUGCUUCUCUAGUUAUACCAACUUUAGUAACGACUGCAGGAUAGCAAUACACAGCGGUCUGAGGAGCCAUAAACAAACCUCAACCAAAACGCCACUCUAUAGCCACAAAUAAUGCUCAGAACAGCACCUAACUUCAUCAACAGUACAUACAGGGUCCCAGCCACAGCACUAGCCACCAAACAUCUUUUUAACUUUGCCUAAUUUCUUUAGCAAAGAGACCAAACACAACUCACCUACUCUCCUCCAGCAGCUGCUUGUUUGUAGCGAGACCUCAGGCCAGUCCAUUACGUACAACAGCAGGGGUGACGCAGCUCAAGGAAGAACAUUUAUGAUCAUUUCUUCAUGGAAAUGCAAUCAGACCGAGACACUAAAGCAGAAGAACUACCACAUCUGCAGUGCAAAAUGAUUAAUAUGAUUAUUAUUAAAAGGAAAUAAUAAAGAAAUUAUCAUAAAUGUUCUUCCUUGAGCUGCGUCACCCCGCUGUUGUACGUAAUGGACUGGCCUGAGGUCUCACUACAAACAAGCAGCUGCUGGAGGAUUUUAGUGAAAUCCAAGCUGUGAGAGACAUGUCUGUCAGUGAAAGACUUUUACGAAGGCUGCUCUUGUGUGUCCUCUCUCUGAUUUCCCUCCUCUCUCCUUGAUCCUUUCUCUCCCAGUCAAGUCAAGGUCCAUGAGUACUUCCAGUUUGGCUGUGGACUGCUGUGUUAAACUCUUUACUUGAAGUGAUUACUGAUUCACGCACUUGCAAAGAUAUAAAUCUGUUUCUACAGUCCAGUUUCUGUUUAUGGUUUGUUCAGUGGUUUUGGUGUGUGUUCCUCCAGGCUGAAAAUCUCUUUAACACAGCAGAAGUAGAAACACGCUCUGAUGACGAAGCAGAAAAGAGACUUUGUUAUCAAACGACACAACACUCUGUCGCUUUAAAUAUUUCCUCUCGGAGUUUAGCUGCAGCUGUGUUUGCUCUAAUGAAAUCAGGACUGUCUCCAUUAUGGAAAUGAGUCUCUCUGUGACCUCUGCUCCUCUUAAAGCUGAUAAAUUUUACUGUGUUUGGACAGCUCCGCUCUUACAGCUGAUAAAUGUUGACACCGUUCUCCCCUUGGACCUCGCAGAGGGAGACGCUGCUUUAACUUUAUUUUGACACCCGAGCGGAUAACCACGGCUGACGGAGAGCUUCCUGUGCAGCCCGGGGCGCGAUGGAGAGCAGAGUCAUCACUCGAGAGGGGCUAACUCCUGAUCCUGUGAGACACAAGCCUGCCAGACUACAGUGAGGGAAUAAAACACACAGCUGGUGGUUGGACAGCUGGACGUACAGACUAUAGAUUGUAUAUACUAUGGACAACUUAGUUUCAUCUUAUGCCAGUUUAUGGAUUUAAAGCCGAAAAGCUCUCGGUAAUUCCGCAUUUUUUCUCCACUUCCUGAAACCAACAUUUCGCAGUAGCGUUGUACGCACUCCACCACUUGCCCAGUAGCAUUGUACGGGUUAGGCAGGAGAGUCAUUGAGAGUGGCUGUGAUAACGCUCGGCUCAAAUCCCAGGUGGCGAUAUUUUUUUUUGUCGGAUGGUAGGGGAAAGUCCCUCCUCCUUCGGCUCUGAUUGGCGAGAAAAGCUGGAAACUUUGUGACAUGCUAAAGCUGAGCACAGGCUGUCGGCUCUAUACAUCGAACAGAACAUUACAGAACAUUAUCGCAUUUCCGAAUCUCCUGACCCUAACCUUAACCCAA
Xyrichtys novacula (pearly razorfish) is the source of this 14630-nucleotide messenger RNA. NCBI's taxonomy places the organism in Eukaryota, Metazoa, Chordata, Actinopteri, Labriformes, Labridae. The record is from the annotation of a GenBank genome assembly.